This is a messenger RNA of Ascoidea rubescens DSM 1968, 553 nucleotides long. It is a transcript of the gene PET191, whose product is annotated as Pet191p. Gene Ontology annotation, biological process: mitochondrial respiratory chain complex IV assembly. The coding region runs from base 77 to 445 and encodes 122 amino acids. The record is from RefSeq and is a predicted model, not a curated record. NCBI's taxonomy places the organism in Eukaryota, Fungi, Ascomycota, Saccharomycetes, Ascoideales, Ascoideaceae. Gene Ontology annotation, cellular component: mitochondrion. The transcript has 2 exons.
GCUGCUCCUCCGGCUUCAGCAACUUCAGCACUUCUACCACUUCUACCACUUCUAUCAUCAGUAGCCCUUCUUCAAAAUGCCUUCAAGUUGCAAAGACCAAAGAUAUAAAAUGGCAAUAUGCUUGCAGAGAUCCCCCUGUGUUUUAAUUGAACGACACACCCCCAAGGAAUGUGUUCAGAACCAGGAAUUGUUGAAAACACUUCCCUCUAUAUGUCUAGCUCAAAUGAAGGAGUUUAUGGACUGCAAAAGAGGCAUAAUCGAUAAAUCGAAACGGUUCACUGGUAAUGGACCCUUAUCUAGUGGUAAAUACGAUGAACACUUUGAAAAUUUUUCAAAGGGUAAUUUGGAUCCAGUAGAGGAAUACCACAAAUUGAAAUACUUGGAGAAAUUGAACAGUGGUGAAUCAACUCUAACGAAAUCAACUGAAAGAAGUUUGCAGCCUUAAUAACUAAUCUCGACCCGAACAAUUCCCUUUUUCUUUAAAAUUUCAAUCAUUGUAAAUAUAUAGCCAAAAUACAUAUUAAAUAGCAAUCUGCAACUCUCGACUCUCGGC